AUGGGCGAUGCUGUACGCCCAAGUGAUGAUCAAUAUAGCCAGGCCCUUCAGGAUAGUUUCAAGACAUGGUCAUCCUAUCUCGAUGCCAGCAAGGAUAACCUACUCCCCCAUCAUGCCAUAGAGCUGAGACAUCUCGUCAAUCAAACCCCACCUUUUCUCGGUGGCCUUGCUAGCUUGAACAAGACCACGUCAUUCGCUUACGAGGAGAAGCAAUCACCACAGUCGAAGGGCAGUCUUCUCAUAAAUGGCCGAUCAACUUGGAGAACGUCCGAAGGGAAUUGUGAUUCAAAGCUAAAGGUCAUGUCUAAGCAACUUGUCCUGGCAGUUGAUAGUUGA
Messenger RNA from Penicillium taxi, 336 nucleotides. RefSeq lists its product as uncharacterized. Bases 1 to 336 code for a protein of 111 amino acids. The record is from RefSeq and is a predicted model, not a curated record. The transcript has a single exon. NCBI's taxonomy places the organism in Eukaryota, Fungi, Ascomycota, Eurotiomycetes, Eurotiales, Aspergillaceae.